GAGGAGAGAGCGGAGAAAGCUGAGCGCGGACGUCAGGAACACAAGCUCCAGCGGAGUCAGGCGCAGGCACUAGGGGAGCAUGGGGUGUUUUGAAUAAUUAUGAAAAUUAGCAUGUGUCUGCGCCAUCCUGUGGGUGUGGCGCAGAGCGGAGUGUAAACUCCAGCGGGCUGGAGCAAACAUUGGAUUAGCGGCAGCCGCCUGUCAGCCUGCCGGAGGAGCGCGGGGAGCAGCGCGCCGCACGCCGACCGGCACGAUGGCCUCGUCCCAGGGGAGAAACGAGCUCAAAUUCGCCGACUGGAUGGCAACUCUGCCCGAGAGCAUCCACAGCAUCCCCCUCACCAAUUUAGCCAUCCCAGGGUCUCAUGAUUCCUUCAGUUUCUACAUUGAUGAAGCCUCUCCAGUAGGUCCUGAACAGCCAGAAACUGUCCAGAAUUUUGUCUCUGUGUUUGGAACUGUGGCCAAAAAGCUGAUGCGGAAAUGGCUAGCCACUCAAACAAUGAACUUUACUGGUCAGCUAGGAGCUGGAAUCCGUUAUUUUGAUCUUCGAAUUUCCACCAAGCCCCGAGAUCCCGACAAUGAACUCUACUUUGCACAUGGUUUGUUCAGUGCCAAAGUCAAUGAAGGCCUCGAGGAGAUCAAUGCAUUCCUCACAGAUCACCAUAAGGAAGUAGUAUUCUUGGACUUCAACCAUUUUUAUGGGAUGCAGAAAUAUCACCAUGAAAAACUGGUCCAAAUGCUGAAAGACAUCUAUGGUAACAAAAUGUGCCCAGCGAUUUUCGCCCAGGAAGUUAGUUUAAAGUACCUGUGGGAGAAGGACUAUCAAGUGCUGGUCUUCUACCAUAGUCCAGUGGCUCUGGAGGUCCCCUUUCUGUGGCCUGGGCAGAUGAUGCCAGCACCCUGGGCCAACACCACAGACCCUGAAAAGCUGAUCCAGUUUCUUCAGGCAUCCAUCACAGAGAGAAGAAAGAAGGGCUCAUUUUUUAUAUCUCAGGUGGUGCUGACCCCCAAAGCUAGCACCGUGGUCAAAGGUGUGGCAAGUGGCCUCAGAGAAACAAUCACAGAGCGAGCUCUUCCUGCCAUGAUGCAGUGGGUCCGCACACAGAAGCCAGGAGAGAGUGGCAUCAAUAUUGUCACUGCCGACUUUGUAGAACUCGGUGAUUUUAUCAGCACUGUCAUAAAGCUCAACUAUGUCUUUGAUGAAGGAGAAGCCAACACUUGAUAGUACUAUUCUGAGUGCCUAUGAGUAAGCUAGACAAGAAUCAUUGUGUUAGGCAUCUUAUCUGUAAACACUCUGAUCUUCCCAUUCCACUGAGUUUCUGAAAGGAUUAGGGCUGAUAGUGGGUGGGAAAAGGGGGGAAAACCAUUUCUUGAGUGCUUAUCAUCAUAUUCUGCAUUGCUAUAAAUAGUUCAUUUUCCAUCUGGUGAGAAAAAUCUAUUUCUAGUGUUAGGGAUUUUAAAAAGACCAGUGGAUUUCAUUUUCAAAAUUAGUCUUUGUAAUGUAAAAUUUGAGUGUUUACUUGAUUGCGUUUUCUAAUUUCAACCUAGGACUCCUACAGUGUCUACAUUUUCUAACUUUUCUGCUUCCGUGCUCACUCAUUCUGUUCAAUGAAAUGCCCAACAUAAUGUAUAUUACAUUGCUGUGGUGAAAUUUAUCUGUGGGAUUUGGUAUAAUAUAAUAUAGUCAUCAGCAAUUGGGACAUCAUAGCUAACUUUUGGUCCUAGAGAUGAUCUAUCGAACCAGUUCCCCAGCAUCAGUAAUUUUGGAGGCCAUAAUUAGUGAUUUUUGUGUUGUAUGAAAAUAAUAGUGUUUUACAGUGUUUCUAUUUAAGGCAGCUAUAACUAUAGAGUAAAACCUUCUUUUGAAAGAACUGAGUGCCAAGUCCAUAGUGAUGAAAUGGCAGCAGAGGGGGAGAUAGAUGCUAUUUUAAUUCAGCAAUCUCUGAAAUAAUAUCACCCUGAAAAUGACCAGUAAAGGAUAAAUUAUAACAACUAUGUUGAAAUUAGAAACUCUUCAAAGAAUUCUUUAAAAUGCCCUCUUAACAGCUUUCAUGAUUUUUAAAUACCUAAUUCUAAAUCCCAAAUAUUUAGAAUUAUUUUUCAAGAAGCUUCAGUUCAAGAUUUUGAAUUAAAAGAACAAGAAAGGUUGGCAGAAGGAAUUAAAGCAACAUUUUUGAAAGUAUGCCCAUGAAAUCACAAGGAUUCAUGAAAUAUAUGUGUUCUAGGUAGACUUGUUUAAAAUUGGCCUGACUCAUCACUUCGACAUUCCAGCCUGCCUAAGGGAAAAAUUAAGACAGAGGCAAAACACACACACACAGUUUCUGUGGCCUACCAUUUGAUAGUCCUGGUCUGUAAAAAAAGUAGUGUUAAUCCGAUUGGAGGUGGCCAUCCAACAAUUCUAAAAUAAUCUUAGAGCACAAUAACCCUUAUCUAUGUGCCUCACAAGAAUAUGGUGAAGCAUUUAUUUAUAAAAUUUGCUGAGCUUCUUAUAUUAUAAAUUACUCUGUCUUCAUAUUUGAGAAUAAUCACAGCUCAAGAGUUUUCGUGACAAUAUAGUUCAUGUGGGACCAUAGAAAAAUGAUACCAUGCUCUCAGCUUUUAAUUAAUUUAAAUGCUGGUCAAAUGGCUUCAUUUCUUGGACCCAGAUAAGGGUGUUUGUUUUAAGAUUGUAUCAAAAUUAUAAACAAUAGGCAGCUGUAUAGAAAGAGUGCAGGGGUGCCUCUGGUAGACUAAGUAGCAUGCUUACACACAUGAAAAACAUGUAUGUCCAUACACAAUAUACCAACAUGAUAGCUAUAAAAGUACACACAGAGUACAACUCUUUAAAUUAAAACACUACUACCACUCAAUAAUUUAAUUCUAAAACUAAAAUCCUUAUCACUCAUUUUCAUAUAUUAUUAAGACCUUUGAAAGUGAGGUGGCUUAUUACUUUUUUAAAAUUUUUCAUUAGUUUUUACCAGAUUCAGUAUAGUUUAUAGAUGCAGUUCUCAGAAUAUAGUGAUAGUCCCUCCAUUCCUUUCUUUAGUUAUUGAACAUAUUUUAAAUUAACAUUAUAGUAAAAAGGCUUAAUGCUUCACCAAAUAAGAAGCUUAACAAGUAUAAAUCAAACAGACCCUAAUUUAGUGAAAACAGAGGCAACAGCUAUAAAUAAUAAUUGAAGGGAAAAAUGACAACUAUAUCCAUAUACAGAAAUUUUAAAGUCAUCACAGAUCAUUGAGGCUAUAGUGGUAUAAUGUUCUUAACCAUUGGUUUGACAAAGGUAUAAAGCAAAGUUUUGUAAACUAUACUUGCAGCAAUACUGAUAUACUACAUUAAAAUAUUUUUGAAAAUACUCUAGGCUGGGACUCAUUUACAAAAAUAUAGUUGUCCUUUGCCCUUACCUUCCCUUGUUGUUGUAUUGUCUUCAAUCUCUUUCACUUGCUGUUUCUGUGCAACUGAAUAUAAAUCCUUUUAAAGGAUUAUGGAUUAUUGAAGUUUAUGUCCUAUGAAUUUGCUUUUUGGGCAUGUUUUCACUCCAUUAGGCAUCCCUCAGGAGGAUAUUUAGCCAAGCACACUUACAAUGACACAAGAAUUUCACUUGUAACUAUGACAGAGAACAGAUCUUUCAGCAUAUUAAUGAAAAAUUAAUAUACUGGUAACUAUGUUUGCUUAGAAUUAACUUUGUCAUUUGGGUGCUGGAAAAAAAAACAUGAUUAAGCAUCAGACUGCAGUUUCUUAACUGAGGACAAAAUUUUUAUUGCUUUCAGUAACAUUGAAACAGAAACCUUGUUAGACAAAAGGUAUUUUCAAGCUAUGUUGUGGUUUCCAUGUGGCCUAGCAGGCACUGAGAGAAAAUGGACUUGCCUUAAUUUCAAAUGGAAGGUACAGGCAGAAGAGAACCCAGAGAGCAUUCUAUAGGACGGAUCACCAGAGAAGGUGCCUUUGGCUGUCUCCUGCCCACUGACUCUGCCCUAGAUCACGCUUAGGGAGCAAGUUGCAGGCCUUAAAUACAGAGAUGGGGGUAAGAAGUGGUGAUGUGGAAACAAAACUUACCCUCCGCUUAUGCUCCACUGUCUUAGCUGGGCUUUGUCUUCCAGAGAGAUAGGAGCACAAGGGCUACAAAUAAGCCCCAAGGUGGUAGUAGACACAUCUUGGUGGACUUUUUGUUUUUGCUUGUUUCUUAAGACUUAUAUCAGAAGACCUGCCAGGCCAAAAAAAAAAAUACAUUAAAUCCAACUUUUACCCAGUCUACAACAGGAAAGCAAAGUAGUAAAUGGCAUGAGGGAAAAUAUACAAAGAGUUUAAUUUUUAAGUUUACUUUCCUGUCUGCAAUUUGAAGGACCAAUAUGGUGAAUACUUCUCCUGCCAUUGUUCUUUAUGUCUCCCUAUUACUUAAUAGACAAUAGGAGAUAUCUUUUAAAAGCCUUAGGAUACUCUAUUUGAUGACCUCAAUAUUCACUUGCAGCCAUACUGGGAAAACUCACUUUUCAUGGAGCGCCACCUAAUAGUGAAUGUAUUAGAGCAUACAAUGUUUGGCAUGUAUGCACCUGUAUGUGUACACAUGUGCAAAUAGACACACACACAAUUCAAGUUAAAUGUACUAAAAACACCCACUGGAUUGAACUGCUAUUUUAACUCCUAAACUCACUAUCUUCUCUGUUAAAAGGCAUAAACAUUAUUCAAAGAUGUAAGAGAAGAAACAUCACUAGAAAACCAAUGGAAAGUAAGACAAUUCAAAAUAGGAAAUGCCUGGCAGUAAUAGUCAAACUACUUUGUAAUUCAAGAUAGGGAAGUAACGAUGAAUUGAGACAUAAAUUUUAAACUCACAUAUACAUUUUCACUGAAAGUUGCUCUUAAGUUUUUUGAGGUUCUCGUGUGCUUACAACCAGAGUUACUGGUUCAGGUUCUCCAUUGUUAGGAAUUCAGAUUGGAAAGUUGCAAGUCUCAGGAAAUUUUCAUGAGUUUUUGAGUUCUACAAGUUUUACAGGUCAAAUGACACAAUGUUCUAAGCUUUGGUCACUCAACCAAAUGGAAGCUCCAUAGGCAGAGUGCUGACAUUUUUAAUUGACAAUAGAAAAUAAUGCAUAGUGUCCUUCAGGAUAUGCUAAACAAGGUUUAUAAAGGCAUUUUGUUUUGCAACACUUUGGUCUUUUCAACUAGACUUCAGUGACAUCUGGUGUAAAUGCUAUGCUAUAUUUGCCAUAAUGUAUCGGUGGCUCCUGUGUUACAUACAGUUUUAAACAAUGCUCUAAAUUGUUUUCCCAAUGACAAUGAUGUCUGUACAAUUUGUAAAACAUGUUGAUUGAAUCUGUUAAAUUAUGUAAUUUUUAUUUCACCUGUGGUACAAUUUUGUAGAUAUUUAGUUCUAAAUGUGUAUUUGUAUAAGUCAAAGGUAUGUGCUUGUCUGUGGCAUGUAUAAGUGUGUAUUGUAUCGUAUCAAAAAUCAAACUUAUCCUAAAGAAAAAGGGCACAUUAUGACCAGCCUUAAUUCAUUGACAUUUGUUAUUGUUGCAAUUUGGACAUAAAGUUUUCACGGAAAUUGUAUUUUUAAAGAUGGUUUUGGAAAAUAUGGAGAAUGUACUUUAGAACUGAUCAGAGUUCUCACAAGCUAAUUGUCUAGUCUGUUGAACACUCAUGCUUUUCCAAACUAUCAAACAUCAAGUAAUCUACUUCAUCAUACAAGAUGACUCAAUUCACAUUUGUUUCCAUCAGCAAGAGAAACAGUGCACCCAUAAAAUUCUUCUUCCCACCAUUGAACUCAUUUUCUUUUAAUGAUAAGUUUUUCAUAAAAACUUCUUUCUCCAGACCAUUAUUCCUAAAAAAUUGAAUCCUCUCAAGUACGAUGAGCUGCUAUAGCUAUAUAGGAGUUGUUAAAGGACCGUUAACAUCUGCUGGUUCCAACAUGGUUCUCUUCUCAAAAAACAAGCGUGCACCACUUUACUCCACUAUUUCUGUUCUACAUGUAGUCUAGUUUUGGAAAACUCAUGACUAAUUCAAUGAUCAUGCUCAAAGCAAAACUCUGUAAUCUUCUUUGGGCUUGGGAUUUGGGAACAGAAUAUUUAACUAUUUUCCUUUACUUUCUCAGUACUUGAUUAUUCCUUCGUUCAGGGUUGCCAGAUGCAAUCCAGGACAGUUAGUGAAAUUCAAAUUUCAGAUAAACAACAUUUUUAGUGUAUUUCCUAUAUAUUUAAUCAAACUAAAGAAAAGUUUAUCUACAAUUAAAGUUUAAUGGGGUAUGUCCUGUAUUUUUUUCCCUCUAAAUCUGGCAACACUAUUCCUAAUACCACCUUAUUUUCAGCUGGGAUGCCCAUGAAAGGUGAGACCUACCUUCCUCUAUUUCCUAAUGCUAAGAUACACCAUGAAAAUGAGUAUACAUAAUACCCCUUAUGAAGGAAAAUAUUGCUCCACACUAGGUUCCACUAUUGUUUUAUAAAAGGAUCAACUCCAAUACAGAUGAAACAGUGAAGCCAGUGUCUCCACAUGAUUGAUAGCGCUCUAGUCAAAAUCUCCCUUCUUUGGCCUAUUGUGAAGUCCAGCUUCUCCCCACUGAUCCCUCGUAACUGAGAUGACCAAAACACAAACGUCCAUUAAAAACCCCCCUGGGAAGCAGCAGUACCUUCUAACUUAGUCCUGGACUGGAACCUCUUUUAAACUCCAGUUUCUUUUUCCUUCAGAGACUGAAGAAACUGAUCUAUUAUUCCCCUUAUUGACAACUUACUGCAAGUUUUUUUUUUUUAUCAGAACUAUUCUUCUGUGAAAUUGUAGAGAUUUUUCAGUUCUGGAAGAAGAGAUGACAGUUUGGGGUAGACACAGCCCUAACGGCACCUCCUUAGAAUGUUAAGAGGCAGUUGAACAGCUGGUGAUGGGUAGAACAAGAGUCCUGACAUGCAGCUACUACCUGACAGACUGACUUGCCAAGGCAUCUAUAAUGGCCAACACUUUUUUUUUUCCUUGUCACACUUGAAAACACAAGAAGCUGUAGAAUAAGCACAAAGAAAACUAAGGCUCAUUUCCAGAAGAAUGUGCAGAGAACAGAACAAUGGAUGUUGGAAUUCCUAAAGUAGAACUUUCAAAUACUGUGGUUUUUGACAGUGAAUCCUUGACAUAGUCGGACUGUGGGUAGAGUUUUGGAACAUUUUGGGUAGUUACUUCCUCUCUAGAAAUUCCUAUGAGUGGGACAGGAGAACCUAAAUUCCUAAAUGUAACAUUUCCAUCUCAUAACUCCUACUUGAACAUAUUGAUACUGGUUAACUUCAUUUCUGCAAGAUGAGAAUUGGCAUAGGUGUUGACAUUUCCUUCUUUAGAUGUCAGAAAUUCACUACAGAGAGAUUGAUCUGUGCCUUCUCUUUUUAGGAUCUGGUGAUUGAUACUUCCAUAAAUGUGGUAUAAAGAAAAUCCAUGCCUACAGUCUGUAUAGAAAAUGUGAAUUUUUUGAUAAGAUUGUGUUAAUGUAACAAAAUGUUUCUUUGUAUCUAGUGAAAUGCCUAAUAAAGUCCUGAUACCAGU
Oryctolagus cuniculus (rabbit) is the source of this 7482-nucleotide messenger RNA. It is a transcript of the gene PLCXD3, whose product is annotated as phosphatidylinositol specific phospholipase C X domain containing 3. The record is from RefSeq and is a predicted model, not a curated record. Gene Ontology annotation, molecular function: phosphoric diester hydrolase activity. Gene Ontology annotation, cellular component: synapse. Gene Ontology annotation, biological process: lipid metabolic process. NCBI's taxonomy places the organism in Eukaryota, Metazoa, Chordata, Mammalia, Lagomorpha, Leporidae.